This is a messenger RNA of Xyrichtys novacula (pearly razorfish), 5929 nucleotides long. The record is from the annotation of a GenBank genome assembly. NCBI's taxonomy places the organism in Eukaryota, Metazoa, Chordata, Actinopteri, Labriformes, Labridae.
GCCAUAAAGUUCUUUCACCCUGAGGACCAGGAGGAACUUCUCCACGUCCAAAAGUCUGAAGAGGUUCAGGUUUGAUAGGACAAUGUUUUCUCCACACCGUGUCCACCUGAUGAAGUCCUGUGUCCUGCUUGUUCUGCUGGUCCAGGUUCCCCAGACUCAGUCCAGACCAUCCAAAAAGGACAAAGUCACAGGUAAGAUCCUGUUCGGAGGUGAUGGUGAUGAUGAAGUGUUUGAGAAGAAUGUUUUUAGGAGUGUUAUGAGAAAACUUACACUCAAACUUUUAUCAGUUAACUAAUUAAUCAAUUAAUUAUUAGUUUAUUUAUUUAUUUGUUUAUUUAAUGAGGUAAAGAGACAUCCUGGUCCUGUCCCCAGAGUGACAGAGCAAAUAAAAGAAAGAGAAUCAAACAUUAACCAACCACAUCAGGUGGGUUAAAUUUCACCUCUGCUUUGACUGAAAGGCAAAUCAAGGCAGCAGUAAGGUUCACAGGUUCAGUCCACAAUCGCGGUUCAGAAGACCUUUAUUGCUGUUAAGUCUGGCUGUUCAAGCAGAUCAGAACUUCGAGGAGCUCCACAGGCACUGGACUGAGGCUGGAGUCCGAGCAUCAGACAAGUCCAGGAAGUGGACUACAAGUGGUCCUGCUGUCCGAAUACUCCUGAACCAGAGACAACAUCCUAUCCUGUGGUCAUUACUAAAGUUGGUAAAAGUAGAGAAGCAAGUGGUCAGCAACAUUCAUCUCUGGAGGGGGUGCCAACUCGGUGUUACGGUGUGUUUGACCCUAAAUUAAUUUUACACCGGGAUAUCCCUUUAAGUCCACAGUUCAUGCAGACUAAAGUCUACCUGGAGGUUUUAGAGACCUUCAUUCUUCAGAUUUCCUUUACUGGCAGGACCUGGACCCUGCCCACAGCACCAACUACCAGGAACUGGUUCGCUGACUGUGGUGUGACUGUUUCUGAUUGGACAAAGAAGGGAGUGUGAAACUUUGGUAAGAACUCAGUAAAUAAAUCUGUUGGUUUAUCUCUGAUUUUUCUGAACUUUGUCCUCCAGGAGUCCGACCCAGCAGACCGUUUCUGCAGGCGGGUCUGCUGGUCGACCAGACCGCGGUUGUUGGUAGUGACGUGACCUUCAGGUGUAAAGUGGAGAAUGGAGCUGAUAUUCACAUGCAGUGGCUGAAACACAUCAAAGUCAACGGCAGCAGCACUGGACCAGACGGACUACCAUACGUCAAGGUCCUCGUGGUUAGUGAGCGCAGACAGACCAGAUCUACUGGGCCUGACAGACCUCCAGACUAAUGAAAAAUUUCCCUUUUUUUCAGUCCUUUCAUGAAGAAGAGGAACACUUGACUCUGAAGAACAUCACUGUGGAUGAUGGAGGAGAGUACACCUGCCUGGUGGGGAACUCGCUGGGAAUCGCCCAUCAAUCAGCCACACUCACCGUCAUCAACUGUACGCCAUAUUACCAAAAAACAGAUCUACUCUCUGUCUAAGUUAUAGUUUUUUUGAAAAGAUAGACCACAGAGCAGGACUCCUACAGUGAAGCUAGAACAUGUAGCCAUCCCCCUGCUGGCCAACUGUGGUUCAGAUAUCUUAUGGUGAGUUUAAAAAAGAAAAACAUCAUUUUAAUCGAUAAAGGAAGGUUUCGGUUUUCAUCCUGCUUGAAAUGAGGUUUGAUGCGUAACCCUUAAUUUCCACCAUAUCUGGAACAGCAGUGAUUUUCGCCAUCCGCUAAUUCCUACUGGAUCCGUUUGUGAGAUGAAUUUCAUGGCGGAUUACGGACAGCAGUAAUCACGAGAACUCAAUUUGUAAGAGCCAUAAUGUCGCUUUGCUCAUCGGUUAUCCUGUAUUCAGUUACUUCUGUCUGGUUGCUAUUGGUUUUGCUGGGCUUGUGUCACGUGAGUGCUGUGUUUGAAAUCUGGUAGUUUAUAUAAGGCUACAUUCACCCUGCAGGUUAUAAUGCACAAUUCGGAUUUUUGUUAAAUCCAAUCUUUUUGUGCGGUCGUUCACAUUACAACAACAAAUGCGGCAUCUAAUGUGAACGGAAUGCGUCCGUGAAGUGACCCACAUGCGCACAGCUGGCUGUUCUCCGUCCCCUCGUCCGCCAUUGCUUUCUGCGCCUGUUUGUGUUGUCGAAUAAUGGUGACGUUUGUCCCGUAUUGAUGACAUAUAAGUCAGAUGAACGCGACCUGAGCGUCCACACUGCAGUCACAUCGGAUACAUAUCCGAUUUAUAUCCACAUACAAAAGAGGCCUGGGUCAGAUUUGAAGAAAAUCAGAAUUGCACUGUUCAUACUAACAUGAAAAAUCAGAUAUGUGUCACAUAUGGUUAAAAAAAUCUGAAUUGACCUGCAGUGUGAGCAUAGCCUAAGGGGCAGUCUUACCUGCAUUGGGGUGGAGAGGUGAGCCUAGGUAGCCAUAAUUUUUGUUGACCACGCUUUAUGUUCUUUUGUUUGCAAUGAUACACGUCGCAAAGUGUACACAUAUGACAUCGAAAGUGCGCGUGGAAUCAUUGGUCCCUGUCAAAGUGUUUUUUCUGUUAUUAAAGCGCUGAAAACUUUGAUAAACUCUGGGUGCUUCUUUGGAACAGCAGCGGCGUGUCACACGAAUAGACAGGACCUAUUCUCUGCCUCAAGCGACUUUUUUUAAAGGUACUAGGAAAGACGCAAUACACAAGAACCCGUGGAUUCACGUGCAAUCGCACAAUAACGAGUCGUCUCUAUAAAGACAGCUACAUAGACAUAUAAGCAGUAGAUUGUGUCCUUCCAGAGGAGGAAACCUACUUGAGAAAUCUACUUCUAGACUUCUAGAAUCAGCAUCUCCUCAUCCAUGGUGUCAUUGGGGUGAAAUGAUGUGUAAAAACCUUUCACUUGUUCGUCUCCGCCUGUUUGCAUGGUGUAAAAUAUCAUCCACCUGAAACACGGAGUGUUUUAUUUUGAAAAGAAGCCAGAUGUUUUAUUUUGUGUCUGUGCCCGACUUCCUUUCCAGCAAUCUGUGCUGAAUUUAUCCGGCAUGCUCCGGCGUCCGAUAAAUAAAACAACUGUGAUCAGCUUAGGAGUCCGGCGAUCCACAGCAGAACGGAAAGUAGCCGGUGGAAAUUGACAUGUUAACUUGAAUGGUUACGAUCAGCUACGAUCUGAAGAUACAACCUUUUCGUAGACAUUCAGGAUGCGGUGGAAAUAGGGGGUUACUCUGAACAUGCUUGUCAUAAAACAGAGUCAUAAAUUUAAAUUAUAAAACAAACAAAAACAAAAAAAAAACCUUACUGUGUCUAAAUUACCAGAGAAGUAUCUUUUUUUCAUUUUAACCAUUUUAAAGGAACCCAGACAGAACUUUUCACCUGAACCUCACAGGAAGGAAACCAAAAGACCAGUUUUCAUAAAUGUUAGUCUGAAAGGGCAUCAAGAAGGAACUUUUUUUAAGUAUUUCACAUCAUGGAAGUGCAUCCAGAGUGUUAUUUUUUUUAAUUUAACUACAGAAAGAUUAGCAAGAGGGAACUUUUGAAAACUUUCUAUCCAGUAGAAAGGCAGUCAGACAGCAAUUUUUGAGGGGUCAGAUUCAUAACUCACUUUGUCGCUUGUUUAUCUCCAGCGUUAUCUGAACUUUUUCUUCAGUAGUCCGACCCAGCACACCGAUCCUGCAGGCGGAUCUGCCGGCCGACCAGACAGUAGAUGUUGGCAGUGACGUGACCUUUGAGUGUAAAAUGAUGGAUGGAACAACAGCAACACAUGUGCAGUGGCUGAAACGCACCAGAAUCAACGGUUGUGGACAGAAACCAGACAUCACGGUCCUGAAGGUGUGUGAAUACGCUUCCUGAACCAUUUAGGAUUUCACAGGAGUCGAGAUCAACGCCACUUAUACUCACCUUGAUUUUCUCUGUGUUUUUGUUCUUCAGACUUCAGUGGUAGUGGGAGGCACGGCGGUGUUGACCCUGAAGAAAGUCACUCAGGAUGAUGAAGGAGAGUACAGCUGUGUGGCCGGAAACUCUGAGGGAGUCUCGUAUCGAUUAGCGUGGCUCACUGUGAACGGACCUGAAACAGAAUAAGACAGAAGCAGAGUCUGGAAUCAUCAGUAGACCAGGUUCAGCUCCACUAUGGAGGGUUUUGGUUUAGUUUUGUCCCAACAGGAGGAGAUGGAGAAGCACGAUCAUUUUCAUCAACAGUUUUCAGACGUUAUAUGACCAAGAAGAGCUUCAAACUCCCUGCAGUAACAGAGACUGUGAGUCCGAUAAAUUUAUGAAACCUACAAAAGAAAACUUCAGCGUCUCAUUGUGAUUCAUAAAGAAAAGUGCAUUUUGGUGGGAUAAUAAAAGAGCAAACAAACAAAGAGAGACUUUUUCUGAUUGACAGAUUAAUAACAAUAAUUUUAUUUAUAUAGAAAACAGAAGUUUACAAAGAGCUUUGACAGAGUAAAAAACAAUCAUGGCAGCAGAGGAGAAAUUAAGAGGAGGGAGCAAAAAAGAUUCUCAGAAGUGGUACCCUUACGGAAAUUCACUAUGGUUUACUAUGGUUUUUAUGCAUUUAACCAUGGCUUUACCAUGGUACCUCAUGGUGAUUACAAAAACUAUGGUCUUACCCAUAGUACUACCAUGGUUUAUCCAUAGUAUUUCAUGGUAGCUGUGGUAUUAUCAUAGUUUAUAUUCCAUUACGGAAAUUCACUAUGGUUGACUAUGGUUUUUAUGCAUUUAACCAGGUUUAGCUGUGGUAUUAUCAUAGUUAAUAUGUAGCACUUCAAGGUAACUGUGGGACUACUACGGAUUUAAAAAGGAUGUGCUACCACAGUAUGUUACUACCAUGUUUUCAUCCAACACAGUAAAUGCUAUCCUGUUUUUUCUAUUUAACAUACUGUGAUCAUGGUUUACUAUGAUGCAAACAUAAGGCUUGGUAAUACAUCUAUCUACAAACUUUCAGCAUGUCUUAUACAUUUUCUCCUUGACAUUUUGCAUAGGUCUAUCACUUCAUAUCAUGGAAUAUAAUAUUAAGUCAUGACAAAAUAUAUCAAUCCCACCUCAAGUUUAUAUUUUAAUGUCUGUCAUUGUAUACAAACACAUAUAAAUCAUAUUAUUAAAUGCCAUGACAUACCUUUAAUAAAAAGUACUUCGGUUUAAAGCACAUUCCUGCAGAAAAGAUAUUUGUAAAUGUAAUUAUAAAUAUUUUAAUGUAAUAAAAGUCAUUAUAUUACACAGUAUUACAAUCAGUUUAAAAAAAAAAAUUAAGCAAAACCUUUCAAUGAACUGAUGUGUAAAUAUUUCAAUAUGAUGAAAGUAAUGAAAAUAAACUGUAUUACAAUCACUUAUUGAAUAAUGUACUUUCAAAUGGAAUACAAACUGGCUGUAGAAUUUCUCAUUACAAAAUUAUUUCAACUCUUCCUUUAUGUACAUCAAAUGAUUUAACCCUCUGGAGUCAGGGGUAUAGUUGGCCGUUUUUGACUACUUUUGAUUUUACCUUUAUAUUUCCUCUUAAAAACCGUUGAUGUUAACACACAAAACAUAAAAUCCGAGUGGAAAAAAGUAACAUUUUUUACUGUGAAAACCACAAAUAUGUGUGACGAACCGUUUUCAAAACUUAAACUGCAAAUAAAAAUUGUAAACUUCAAAACAUAUGCAAAUUUUUAACAAAUAACAUAGUAAUUUACCUCUAUUUACAUCAAAAUGCAGGCAAUGCCUCAGGUGUUUUUUGUACAACUAUUUACAAAACAGUGUAUAGUCUCACAAAUGUCACAUUUUAUUUAUGCCACUACAAAAAAAAUAUGAUGUAAAUGAUGCAUGAUGUAAAACAUGAUGUAAAAAACUUGUGUAGAUCCUCUUCUGUCAGUCCAUUUGUAAUUUUUCCAUAAUUCUUUGUUCUUUGCAGCAUUUUUGUUAGUGUUACUGCAGAUUGUUCUGACUGUGUCUAUGGCAAAACAAUAAAAUUAAACUGAAAAAAAAAAAAAAAAGAAAA